Eleginops maclovinus (Patagonian blennie) is the source of this 1118-nucleotide messenger RNA. RefSeq lists its product as uncharacterized. NCBI's taxonomy places the organism in Eukaryota, Metazoa, Chordata, Actinopteri, Perciformes, Eleginopidae. The transcript is spliced from 3 exons. The record is from RefSeq and is a predicted model, not a curated record. Bases 28 to 1065 code for a protein of 345 amino acids.
UCUUUUGUUAUCGUCCAACAGAGUCUGAUGCGUCGUUUCGUGAAACGAGAGGUUCUGCAGGACAUCACCACAGCCCAGCUUACCAAACUGGACAUAGGUGACAAGAAUAUCUUGAUGCCGGUGCACUGUGUUGAUAUUGGCUUGGGUGCUGAGGAGGCCCUCAAGAACAGCAAAAGUUCAGACCUCAGGAUUCUUGAAUUUAAAAGGGACUGCAUGCAAGGACUCUCAAGUAUGGUGAAGAAAGUACAGGAGAAGAGUCCUCUUAAGUACAGUACCGUUAGGCAGAUGGAUUGUCUAGACCCCACAGUGAUGAGCAGUGAUCCAGACGGCUGCAAGGCAAAGAUGAAGGGACUUGUGCAGACAUUUCUGCUCAACAGGCAGCUGGCAGGAGGAGUUUGUGCUGGGGACACCAUUCUCCAACAGUUCGAUGCUGCGUUGUCUGUGGAGUGCAGGCAUGAAGAUUUCAUCUCCUUCAAGCCAAUGCAAAAGAGGCUAGAUGUCUUCCUUCAUGGCUUCAUCGGCAAGGCAUACCCAGAUCUUUGGGCGUUUUGCAAGACCCUUUUACUGCUUUCUCAUGGUCAGGCGUCUGUAGAGAGAGGCUUCUCAGUGAACAAAGAGAUCGAGACGGAGAAUAUGCAAGAAGAAACAUUGGUCGCACACAGGCUUGUUUACGACUAUGUUGCAAUACAUGGGGGCGUUACCAAGGUUCCACUUACACCUGACCUAAUGAAAUCUGUCAUGGCUGCCAGGUCACGGUACCGUGUGCAUUUGGACGAACAGAGGAAGAAGAAGGAGACAGAGACACAAGGGAAGAAAAGGGCACACGCGGAGGAGCAGUUACAAGACCUGAAAGUCAAGAGGGACAGUCUACAUAAAGUUACUGAGAGCCUGGGCAAAGAGGCAGAUGAGUUGGCAGAGCAAGCAGAGGGCAAGGCUGGGAGCAAAAUGGCACAUCUGAUUUCAAAAUCAAAUGCUCUGAGGAGGGCUGCCAAAGACAAGCUCUCCCAGCUUAAGGUUCUGGGGGAUGAAAUUGCCACCAAAAGUGCAGAGCUUAAAAGCAUGUAAAUAAUGUAAAUAAUAUGUUUGUUUCAUUGACAAUAAAUGUAAAUUGACGGCAA